Molecule: messenger RNA, 627 nt
Organism: Sordaria macrospora k-hell
Lineage: Eukaryota; Fungi; Ascomycota; Sordariomycetes; Sordariales; Sordariaceae
Source: RefSeq, a predicted model, not a curated record
AUGUCCUCCCAGCAAUCACCCGCCGCUCUCCUGGCCAUCCGCGCCGCCUCCGCCUCGUCCAAGGCCAUCAUCACCACCAUUCCCACCAUUCCCACCAUUCCCACCAUUCCCGUCACAACCACAACCUGCAACCACAACCAAACCCCCAACCUCUCAACAAUUCUAGACUCGGAACCAGACCCUAACAACCGCCUACGAGACGCCAGCAUCUUCGCCAUCCCCAACUGGAACCAAAGUCUAACGGGCAUGACGGCUUGCUGCAACCUCAAACCCGACAACAAAGUCCACGUCGGCGGCCCAGACGGUUGCGCGCUAUGGUGUUUUAUUCCCGAUGAGUUUCUUUUUGAACAUGAUCAAGAAGAAGCAUCGAAUGAUAAAACUCCGGAUGAAAGGACUUGGAAGGAGGAGGAUGGAAGAAGGAUAAGAAACUCGGGAUUGGUAGCGGGUAGUCUGAUGGAGAGCUGUAUCUUGAGGGAGGGGAAUAUCACGGAGAGUGGUGUUGCUAAGACGUGGCAGGCUGGUAUGGAGAGCAGUGGUGGUGUGUCGGCGCGGCUUGGGUUGGGAGGAGUGAUGUCGAUGAAGAUAGUCGUGGCUGGGGUUCUGUUUUGGGCUUGUUGGCUUAGGUAG